Messenger RNA from Papaver somniferum (opium poppy), 566 nucleotides. Its product is annotated as EPIDERMAL PATTERNING FACTOR-like protein 6. Lineage: Eukaryota; Viridiplantae; Streptophyta; Magnoliopsida; Ranunculales; Papaveraceae. The record is from RefSeq and is a predicted model, not a curated record. The transcript is spliced from 3 exons. Bases 144 to 506 code for a protein of 120 amino acids. Gene Ontology annotation, biological process: guard cell differentiation; stomatal complex development.
GGAUUUCCCUGAAGCCUCAUCUAACAGAGAAAGGAGAAAGGAUGCUUCAAAAAGAGAAAUACAAGACUGGAAUUAGGAGUUGAAGCAUAAUAACUGAGAAAUGUCACUAAGUGGCUGUAGUUUAGUGCUAUUCAGAUUGAUCGAUGGCUGCAUCACCAAGCGGAAGUCACCGGCUUAGCGCAGUUUCUGUGGCGAUUUUCAUCUUUUUCUUCACAACAACACUGCUUCCUUUCAGUAGUGCGGUUCCCGAUGGGUUAGCUGAUACAAGUUCUGGAACUGUGGAGAAAAGGGAACUGUUGACGUUGGGCUCAAGACCUCCUCAAUGUUUUAACAAGUGCUUUGAUUGCAGUCCUUGUACUCCAGAAUUGGUUAGUUCUCCUAGUCAACUUCGCAACAUGAAGAGGAGUAUUCGCACUAAUUUAAUGGCGUCAUCCGAACAAGAAUAUAAUCCAUAUCUUCCUCAAUCAUGGCAAUGUAGAUGCGGAAACAAAUUAUAUCAACUUUAGUUAUGAUCUUCUUCUGAUGCUGUCAUAGACAUUAGACGAGGAUGUGAACUACUUACUCUU